AUGGGAGUCUUCUUGAGCAAGCCGAGUGUGACCAAGUUUUCUGAAGAUGGCGAGGACAGCGAUGUCGGCUUCGGGGUGUCGUCUAUGCAGGGAUGGAGGAGGAACAUGGAGGAUGCACACCUGGCCCUGCUAGACCUACAGCAGCACCCGCAGGAGGGAGGGGAGCGGCAGGGGGGGGGCGAGGAGGUCAGGAUGUUCGGGGUUUUUGACGGGCACGGAGGCAAGGAAGUGGCCUUGUUCGUGCAGGAGCACAUGGCAAAAGAGCUGGUCAAGCUUGAGGAGUACAGAAGCGGAGACUACCCGAGAGCCUUGGCGAGGGUAUUCCAUCGCAUGGACGAGUUGCUAGAGGGGGCUGCUACCGAACUUGUGCGGUCACGAGGGCCAUCACAAAGAAUGCUGCCGGACGGACAUGACGGGGGCGAGACUUCGAGGGCUAGCGGGGGUGCUCAGCAGUUGUUGACACUGGGAGAAUCGAGCCAAAGCGAGGCGGAGAGGGGGGUUGGGGGCGAUGCCACCAAGGACAAGGAAGGAGAGGAGGAAAAGGAGACUAGAAGUGAGGAGAAGGAGGGCGUAACAACGGGCGUUGCGGACAUGGAGACGGAGAUGGCGUCCGCGGAGCUGUAUAAGGUUAUCUGUCAAGAGCUCGCGGAGUACAGAUCGAGGAAAAACCCGAGCGAUGAAGAGGCCGAGGAACCACCAUCGAAAGCGGCGGCGAACCCUAUCCUUGGCUCAGGCCAGGACUACGACAGCGAUGAGGAGGAUGCCGGGGUCGGCGGCGACGGCAGCAGCGGCGGGCACCGCAAUCGAAAGGACAAGGUUGGUGUCGUGGAUGCCAGCGCUGCAGACAGUGGCGACAACGAUGUCCUCGAGCUCGGUUCCGGCGGGCCCAAUGGCGGCGGCGGCAGAAAGAUCAAAAUGGCCGACGCUCUCGAGCUCUUCCACCGGAUCCUGGACAUCCGGAAAGACCAGCAGCGCAACGCCGCCGCUGACGCCGCCGCCACCACCGGUGCCGGUUCCGACCCUACCUCCGUAGGAGGCGGGAAGGACGACGACGCUUCUACCUGCCCCACUCCCCUCCCCUCCGACACGGCCUGCGACGGUGGUGGAAAACCUAGAGGAGCCGGUAACGGUAGCGAGCAGGUAGCGCCGUCCGAGGGGGGGAUGGGGGGCGAGGCAGUGUCUGCGGGGGAGCCCGGUGGGUCCGGGGAGGGCGCGGCGGCGGCGGCAGCGGCGGCGUCGCCAGCUGAAGAGAAGGAAGAGGGGGAGGACAGGGGCGCGUUGCUGCCGGCCGGAGGCGCGGGGCAGGAGGAGGAGGACGAGGAGGAGGGGGAGGAUACCUUCGGUGACAGUGACGAGUCGGAAGAGGACGAUGUCGUUGUCACCGCCAGCCCUGCCGGGGGGGGAGGCGGAUCCCCGGGGGAGGGGGCGGCGGCAAGGCCUCGGUUAGGGCUUGGGUCGAGCCUCGCGUCGAUUGUUCACGGCCAGGGCGGGAACGCUCCGACGUGCAGCCUCCAAGAUCACCCUAUUCAGGCCGGGUGCACCAGCGUUGUUUGCCUUAUGGUCGGGAAGGUGCUGCACGUGGCCAACGCGGGAGAUUCUAGGGCGGUGCUGUGCCGAGGAGGUGUGGCGGUGGCCUUAUCCCACGACCACAAGCCAAUGUCUGUCACCGAGAAACGUCGGAUCGAAGGAGCGGGAGGCUUUGUUAAUGCGGCAGGACGUGUAAACGGUAACCUGAACCUGUCAAGGUCUAUCGGUGACCUCAAGUAUAAGGCCAACAAGGGACUACCCCCGGCGGACCAGAUGAUCACGGCAGAGCCGGACCUGAAGUCGGUGGAAGUUACCGAUGAGGACCGGUUCAUGAUACUUGCAUGCGACGGAGUCUGGGACUGCAUGACGAGUCAGGAGUGUGUUGAUUUUGUCGGCGCCCGAGUAGGCAAGAUGUCUCUGUCGAAGGUUUGCGAGGAGGUGAUGGACGAGUGUAUGUCGGAUGACCCCCGAAGGACAACCGGCAUCGGCGGCGACAACAUGACGUGCAUCGUUGUCCUCCUUGACAAGACGUUUAGCGCGGAGACAUUGCCGCCGCGGGGCGAGGAAACGAAAGAUAGCGCCGACGAGGACCCCAGCGGUGCUGCUGUCGAGGAGGGAGGCGCAGGAGCUUCUUCUGCUGGUUCGGGUACGGCUGUUGGUGAUGCUGCUGCUGUUGCGGGUGACGAGGCACCUGCUGUCUCUCUGGAGGAAGGCAAGGAGUAAUGACGCAGCCCUAACGCGAGCAUCGGCGCUGGGUUCCAAGGUUGGGUCGGCUAACAGGGCUCGACAAGGCGGCACAGGUUGCUUUGAGAGACGCGGGAGCGGGGAAAGGGCGUGGCGCAUUUUCGGUUUUCCCCGUAGACUUUUUUUUUGUUGUUGCCUUGAAAAAGGUAAAAUAAUUUAGAGCCCUAAAACGAUGAUGUUGAAUCUUGGGGGCGAUUCGACCAGUAUAGUCCCGGCACACGUAGCUGUGUUUGUGUUGGUACGCAGUAUCUCUUUUGUUUUUGUUGUUGCUCUUCGGUUGCUGGCCUCCUCAUUAUCCCCGGAAGGCAAGCUGUGUCGUCCGACAGUCAACGAAUAACCAUUGGCAGCUGGGUGUGUGUUUCGGCAACGAUCUCGGCUAUUUAGCUGUUUCCCUGUGGAGUGGAGUGCUCACACAGCGGUAGUCUAAUUAGUUGGUGUCCUGCCCCUCUCUCUCUCGGCAUCUAUGAAACAUUAACAUUUACUCCAGUAGUCUAUGCUUUUUUAAGACGCACACUCUUUGGUCUAGUACCCUGAAAAGUAUUUAGUAUGCACUUUGGACUUUGCUUCGAGACGAUUCGCGCCACGGGGCUUCGAUUUGAGCUAGUCAGAGAUUGUUUCUUGUUCUCUGGGGUGCAAUUGAUCGAUCGAGCGCCCUGUGAGGGCGUUUGGCUACAGUUGCUUGUGAACCAUCAUCGAUGAGGUUGAUGUUUGGUUCUGCCCAUGGGUUGAUUGACUGGUUGCUGCCUCUUGGCGGAGGAUGGUGUCGUACAUGUA
Molecule: messenger RNA, 3045 nt
Organism: Ectocarpus siliculosus
Lineage: Eukaryota; Phaeophyceae; Ectocarpales; Ectocarpaceae
Source: the annotation of a GenBank genome assembly